GCUGCGGCCGCCCCGCUGGGGCCAGUCAGAGGAGGGCGGUCGCCGGACAUAGUCGCUCGCCAUGCAGCUCCUGAGCUUAGCGUUGCUGCUGGGCGGACUGUGUGGGGCCUUCGCAGCCGAGGAGUCCUGCGAGGGACGCUGUGACUUGGGCUUUGACGCCCAGAAGAAAUGCCAAUGUGAUGAUCUUUGCUCCUACUACCAGAGCUGCUGCGGUGAUUAUUCCACCACUUGCAAAUCCAAAGUGACCCGCGGAGAUGCGUUCCUCCUGCCGGACGAUGCGUAUCUGGAUUACUAUGACUUCCCUGGUACCAUGGCCAGUGUUCCCACAUCCGGCGAGCCCACGGCUCCUGAGCCCAUCGCCACCGUCCCAGCGACAUUUGCAACCUAUGAACAUGAGUGGACAGAAGAAAGUCAUCUCAUGGUCCCCUCUGGGCCCACUGCGGCAGACAUUCCAACCCAUAGGCCGGAAGAGGAGUCCUUGUGCAGCGGGAAACCUUUCGACGCUUUCACAAGCGUGAAGAACGGCUCCAUCUAUGCUUUCCGCGGGAAGUAUUUCUAUGAACUCGAUGAGAAGAGUGUGAAGCCUGGAUACCCCAGACUCAUCCAGGAAGUGUGGGGCAUUGAUGGACCCAUUGACGCCGCCUUCACCCGCAUCAACUGUGAGGGAAAGAUGUACAUCUUCCAGGGGAGCCGGUACUGGCGCUUUGACGACGGGGUCCUGGAACAAGGCUUCCCCCACAACAUCUCGGAUGGCUUCACGGGGAUCCCCGACGACCUCGACGCCGCCUUUGCCCUCCCAGCCCAGAACUACAUGUCCAGCGAGCGCGUCUACUUCUUCAAAGAGAAGAGAUACUGGUCCUACGACUUUGCAAACCAGCCAAGCCGUGAGGACUGCGAGCAAACCUCCCCGUCAGCGGUCUUUGACCACUUUGUGCUGCUGCAGGAUGACGAGUGGGACCAGUUCUUCCAGAUGCUUUUCGGGGGCUCACGGCGGAGUGGGGCCAGCCGGCCACGCUACAUCAGCCGAGACUGGCACGGUGUGCCGACCCACUUGGACGCGGUCAUGCUUGGCAGGAUGUAUGUGGGGCAGAGGCAGCCCAAGCAACAGGCCAGGAGGAAGCCCUCCCGCCGCCACCGCAGGAAGUACCGCCACCACCAGCGCUGGGGCAGCAGGAAGUCGCGCUGGGAGUGGCCCAUCAAGGACAGCUCCGAGUCCUCGGACCUGGACUGGCUCCUGGGCGGAAUCACCACUUGCCAGCCCUUCCAGACCGUCUACUUCUUUGCACAAGACAAGUAUUAUCGGCUCAACCUGCAAACACGGCGGGUGGAUUUGGUGUACCCCCGGUACCCCCGCCCCAUCGCCAAGUACUGGCUGGGCUGCCCCUCUGACGAGGAUCUCGCCUGAGCUCAGCUGCAGACAUGUCCGCACCAGCGGCCAAAUAGAAGCCUUGCAUUCCCAAAGCCGCGUCCAACGGUGUCCUUGUUUGAUUUGAUUUGAUUUCUAAAAUGUGUAUUGCUCCUUUCUGCCACAAUGGGCCCUCAUCGAGGCAACGAAUGGUACUAAAGAUGCAGGGUAAAAUGCAAAGUUCACAAUUAAAAACUUAAAAGUGAAUAAAGGAAAAAUGCACAACCAGC
Molecule: messenger RNA, 1635 nt
Organism: Elgaria multicarinata webbii
Lineage: Eukaryota; Metazoa; Chordata; Lepidosauria; Squamata; Anguidae
Gene: VTN
Product: vitronectin
Exons: 8
Coding region: 62-1405 (447 amino acids)
Biological process (GO): cell-matrix adhesion; immune response; cell adhesion mediated by integrin
Molecular function (GO): scavenger receptor activity; extracellular matrix binding; polysaccharide binding
Source: RefSeq, a predicted model, not a curated record